Funneliformis geosporum is the source of this 1584-nucleotide messenger RNA. Lineage: Eukaryota; Fungi; Glomeromycota; Glomeromycetes; Glomerales; Glomeraceae. The record is from the annotation of a GenBank genome assembly.
AUGGCGGUUUUAUUUAACAGAUUUUGCUUUGCAUUAUUAAGUCAUUCACCACCUGAAGGUUAUCCACCAACAAUAUUUGAAUCAGCACGUAGAGUUUUACUUCAAUUACAUUCGAUAGACACGCGUCGUCCAUUUUCUGAAGAAAAUAUUUGGUUACUAAUUAAAGAUCCAAAGAAAUCUUUACCAAAAUCGCUGAAAGACCUUUUCAAAAAAUCCAUGUCAAGUACCAAUCAUGAUAAAGAUCUUAUGGGAAUGUCGUUUUUGGAUCGAAUCCGUGAUAAUGAUCCUACGUCGAUUAAAAUUCUUAAUUUAUUACCGCAUACAAUUCCGUUUGAAACGAGAUUAGAAAUUUUUCGUGAUUAUUUGAAAGAUGGUAUCCCAAAUAUUUUAAAUACAGAAAAUAUGAUUAAAGUUAGGAGAGCUCAUGUGUUGGAUGAUGGAUAUAAACAUUUGGGUGGAUUAACUCCGAUGCGAACAAAAGGAAGGAUUCGCGUAAAGUUUGUAAACGAAACUGGUGCUGAGGAAGAUGGUGUUGAUCAAGGAGGUCCAUUUAAAGAAUUCAUAACGCAGCUUAUCGCUGAAGCAUUUGAUCCAUCUUGUGGUUUAUUUGCUGUAACUCCUAAUAGUUCAUUGCUUUAUCCAAAUCAUCAAAAUACUUUAACAAAGAUUACAUUAUAUUCGUUUUUGGGUAAAAUGAUCGCAAGAGCGAUACAGGAAGGUAUUUUAGUUGACGUACAAUUUGCUGGAUUUUUCCUAAGUAAAAUGGCCGGUAGAGCUGUUUUUCUGGAAGAUUUAAUUGGAUUGGACGAUGAUUUAUUGAAAAAUUUAAGAAUUUUAAAAAGAUAUGAUGGAAAUGUUGAGGACUUGGGAUUAUAUUUUGCAAUUGAUGAAGAAUGUAAUGGGAAAAUCGUUUCAAAAGAACUCAGAACGGGUGGAUCACACAUGCCUGUUAAUAAUGACAAUAGGAUUCAGGCAAAAGAACAAACCAAGGCAUUCAUUAAUGGUUUUCAAUCUAUGAUACCCGAAAAUUGGCUAAGAAUGUUUUCACCACUAGAACUACAACGUGUUCUUUCCGGGGAAGAUGUUGAUUGGGACAUUUCUGAUCUGCGUAAAUAUACGGUAUAUCAGAAUGGAUACUUCGACCAACAUCGAAGUAUAAGGCACUUUUGGUCUAUAUUAGAAGAGAUGAAAUCAAAUGAUAAAAGCGCAUUUCUUAAAUUUGUUACGAGUUGUUCCAAGCCUCCCCUUGGUGGAUUUAAAUAUCUUCAACCACAAUUUACGAUUCGUAUGAUUCCAAGUGAUCACGAUUCAUCUGUAGAAAAUAGCAAUUUUUCACGUUCAAGAUUAAGUAUGGGACAAGUUAAAUCUUUAUUUUCUUCAAUUGGAAAUUCAAAAUCCGCCUCAAAGGAGAGGCUACCAAUGAGUUCAACAUGGAAAAGGGGAGUUAAGGAGUUUGCCUAUGGCCAAAUAACUCAGUUUCCAGUCUAUCCAGCUUUAUUUUCCUGUGAAGAAAUUGUCAAAGCGGUCUAUCCGGCUUUAUUUUCCUGUGAAGAAAUUGUCAAAGCGGGUAAUGAUGGACCUGUG